AUGAGUUUCCCGGACAUGCCUUUGCAGCCCUUUUUACGGGAAGCACAGACACACGCACUUCAGUUGCAGAGGCUGAGGGUCCCUCCUCCUGGAGCAGAGUUGCGUGGGUGGGUGGAGUACAAACUCUUGUGGGAAGACUUAAAGCCCACAUGCCUCGAAUUCCCUCCACACUUGUUUUCAGACAUCAUGCCAGCACUGAGGCUCCUCUGUUUCCCAGCCAUGCCGUGCAGAGUCAUGCUGCUGUGGAUUUGUGUUUGCAUCUUUCUUCCAGCUCAGGCCCAAGGAGCUCUGGUGGUUUCUCGCAGAGAUGAUCCGACACAGGAAACCAAAGAAGCUAUGGGCCCCAGGUCAAUAAAGAAAAGAAGCACAAACCCUGCAAAUAUGGUGGAGGUAUACAGCGUGAAGGUGGACUGCACUGUGACGUUGCGCUUCGCCCACACCGUCAUAACCUCCAAGGCUCUGAACAAAGCAAACUCCUCCCAGGAAAUCUUCUUCGAGGUGGAGCUGCCCAAAACCGCCUUCAUCGCCAACUUCAGCAUGGAAAUCGAUGGUCAGAUGUAUGUCGGAGAUGUAAAGGAGAAAGAGAAAGCCAAGAAACAGUAUGAGAAGGCUGUUUCCUCUGGACAGACUGCUGGACUGGUGAAGGCUUCAGGAAGAAAGAUGGAGAAGUUUUCAGUUUCUGUCAACAUCGCCGCCAACAGCAGCGUGACAUUCGUUCUGACCUAUGAGGAGCUCCUUCAGAGGAAACUGGGCCAGUAUGAGAUUCUGACCCGAGUUAAACCAGAACAACCGGUGCAGGAGUUCCAGAUUGUGACAAACAUCUAUGAGCCUCAGGGUAUUGCUUUUGUUGAGGCCACUGCGACCUUCCUCUCCAACGAGUUGCUUCCCCUGGUGGAGAAAACCGUCACAGACACAAAGGCACAUAUCUCUUUCUCUCCAACACUGGAUCAGCAGAGGAAAUGUCAGGGAUGUGAAGACACCAUAAUUGAAGGAGAUUUCAUCAUCAAGUAUGAUGUGAAACGCAAAAAGGGCCUCGGGGAAGUUCAGAUUGUGAACGGAUACUUUGUGCACUUCUUCGCUCCUCCUGACCUGCCCAGAGUUCCAAAGAACGUGGCCUUUGUGAUUGACAGGAGUGGAUCGAUGAGUGGUAAAAAGAUGGAACAGACCCGGGAUGCACUGGUUGCCAUUCUGAAUGACCUCCACGAAGAGGACCACUUUGCUCUUAUCGUGUUUGAUGAUGCAAUUACCCCCUGGAAGAACUAUCUUACCAAAGCUACAAAGACAAAUGUGACUGAAGCCAUUGCCUAUGUCAAGAAGAUAAGAGAUAAUGGAUCCACCAAUAUCAAUGAUGCUGUACUGAGGGCAGUGAGAAUGCUGAAGAAAGAGAGAACAAAUAUGGACCUGCCAGAGAGGAGUACAGAUAUGAUUAUUUUACUGACUGACGGGAUGCCAAACAGCGGGGAGUCAAGACUUCCAAAGAUUCAGGAGAAUGUGCGCUCUGCUAUCAACGGGAAUAUGUCUAUGUUCUGUCUUGGAUUUGGAAAUGAUGUGGACUACUCCUUCCUGGAUGUGAUGAGCAAACAAAACAAGGGAGUGGCCCGCAGGAUCUAUGAGGGUUCGGAUGCAGCUGUACAACUCCAGGGUUUCUAUGAGGAGGUGGCUAACCCUCUGCUCUUAGAGGUGGACCUGCGUUAUCCUGAUAAUGCAGUGGACUCCCUGACGACUAACCAGUACAGCCAGCUGUUUAACGGCUCAGAGAUCGUGGUGGCGGGUCGACUAACCGACAACAACCUGGACAACUUCAUGGUGGAAGUGUUCGCUCAGGGGUCUGAAGAAGACUUCAAGGAACAAGGAAACGCCAGUGAGAUAAACUUAGAUUUGAUCUAUCCUGACCAAGAGUACAUCUUUGGGAAUUUCUCUGAGCGUCUGUGGGCCUACCUCACCAUCCAGCAGCUCCUCCAGAACAGUGACAUUGGUACUGAGCAGGAUAAAGCGACUGGGAAUGCCAAGGCGAUGAACAUGUCUCUGCAAUACAGCUUUGUCACCCCUCUCACCUCCAUGGUAGUCACUAAGCCUGACACUGAGGAUGGACCAGACAGCCCUCUCAUUGCUGACAAACUGACUGAGGAUCAACGACAGAAAGCAGAAAGACUCAGAGGUUCUUCAGGCAAUAAGCACCGACCCCUUAGCUCUAUCCCCGUCCAAUCCUAUCUUCACACAUCCACUGCUAACAUUUUGGCUAGUGGCCAUACCGGUGCAAGUAGAGUCCGUGGCGGCAGUUUCCAGGGUAGCAGUUCCAGUGGUGGCAGUUCCCGUGGUAGCAGUUCCCGUGGUAGCAGUUCCCGUGGUGGCAGUCCCCGUGGUAGCAGUUCCCGUGGUGGCAGUUCCCGUGGUAGCAGUGCGGACGGGGAUCCUCAUUUCAUGAUAGAACUGCAAGACAGAGAUGAGGCUCUAUGCUUCAACAUCAACGACAAACCAGGAACUGUUUUCAACCUGGUCAGCGACCCAGUACCAGGCUUUGUGGUGAACGGCCAAAUUAUUGGCAAGAAGAAAAUUGACCCGCAUGGUAACAUCAAUACCUACUUUGGCCGUUUUGGUAUCAUCCACCAUAAGCUGGGGGUGAGGCUGGAGGUUAGCACGCAGGACAUCACAGUUUUCCAUGAAGGCAAGCAGAUCAAGCUGCUGUGGUCCGAUACAACCUCUAUCAAAGAAACCAAUAUGGACCUCAGGUUGACCAAGAACUGCAGCCUGACAGUGAAUCUGAAGCACUCGGUUAAAUUUGAGGUCAUUAGACACACAAAGGUUUGGAAGAAACCCCAAGACCAACAGGUCUACCUGGGUUUCUACAACCUGGACAGCCACCACCUGUCUGAAUAUGUUCAUGGUCUGCUAGGUCAGUUCUACCAUGGCGUUGGGUUUGAGUUGACAGACCUGCAUCCACAUAAGAACCCUAAGAAAAUAGAUGCCACCAUGUAUGUGAAGGGAGAAAUACUCAACGUUACCAGACACUGGCAGAAGGACUUCAGCAGGGAUGUGAAGAAUGGGAAAAAUAUUCCCUGCUGGUUUGUUAACAAUGAUGGAGCAGGACUCAUCGAUGGAGAAGCCUCUGACUACAUUGUGUCAGGGCUUUUUAAAGGCUGAUUUUUUUUAUGUUGAAGUUUAAAAUACCAGUAGCAAUGCACUGGGGCCAAAUUAUUAUGCUCAAGAGAUGCAGGUUAAAGUGAGCCACAGUGAGUGUUCAUUUAAAAAAUUGCACACAUGCUAAAACAAAUAUUAUAAAUCCCAGGAUCCUUACAUUCUUAUAUAGUGGCGAUACAAAAUAACAACUAUGAUUCCUGAACUCAUAAAAGACAUUACUUCCUAAAAACGACAAUGUGAAUGACAGUUUGUGCACUCUUUCAAUUUGUUUGAAAUAAUCUAGAAAUAUUAUGGUGCUUUCCAAUUUCAGGCUGUCAUAGAGUUAUAAGUCUGCAUCCCCAUCCCCAUACAAACCACACCAUUGCCUUUAAACUGAAUGUACCUUAUUGCAUGCAAAUGUGGGUAUCAAAGGUUAUCCAAAUAAGCUUUAAGACCAUGGCCACAACUCUACACAACUUGAUUUUGCCUCGAAAAAGUGGAAAUCUGUACACUGGUACGUGCAAAAACACAACCACAUUUUUUACUUUUGAACUCUCACUUUUGCCCUAUCUAGGCUUUUUGCCAACUUUGCACCACCAAAGAAUAUUAUCCUAUGGAUGAAUUUCUUGUGAUUUUAUUACUGAAAAUGUUCACACUGAAAACAUAUUUUAUCAUUUUAAAAAUUCAAAGGUAAAACCAACACAGCCGUUUCCGGCCACACGUUGUUACAUAUAUUUUUUAGAUGUUACAGGUUAUAUAAUGUAGACUUGAAAUUGGGUCUAUAAAACCAUAUAUUACCGUUGUUUUUUACUCUUACAACAAAAAUGUUUUGGACCUGUCUGUGAUGUGAUGACAAUAAAUGUACACACAGUA
Molecule: messenger RNA, 3990 nt
Organism: Eleginops maclovinus (Patagonian blennie)
Lineage: Eukaryota; Metazoa; Chordata; Actinopteri; Perciformes; Eleginopidae
Product: inter-alpha-trypsin inhibitor heavy chain H3-like
Exons: 22
Coding region: 1-3141 (1046 amino acids)
Biological process (GO): hyaluronan metabolic process
Molecular function (GO): serine-type endopeptidase inhibitor activity
Source: RefSeq, a predicted model, not a curated record